This is a messenger RNA of Esox lucius (northern pike), 1578 nucleotides long. RefSeq names its product 2,4-dienoyl CoA reductase 2, peroxisomal (gene decr2). The transcript has 10 exons. Gene Ontology annotation, biological process: fatty acid catabolic process. The record is from RefSeq and is a predicted model, not a curated record. Gene Ontology annotation, molecular function: 2,4-dienoyl-CoA reductase (NADPH) activity. Bases 277 to 1176 code for a protein of 299 amino acids. NCBI's taxonomy places the organism in Eukaryota, Metazoa, Chordata, Actinopteri, Esociformes, Esocidae.
AUCAGGAGUUUGAAUUUUGUGCUCUUGAACAUACCCCAAUCGCACUACAUUUCCCAAAAUGCCCAUGUUGCCGUUUCAGUAGGUUCAAAGUUCUGUAUUUUCAUGGCCACGAAGGAAAUUCGCUAUUUUUAUGUUAUGUGAGUUUGUGAACUUCAGUUUGUGUGAAGUUUAUUUCGAACAGAUUGCCGCUGGUCGUCAAGAGUUUUUUGUUCGUUGGUGUAAUUGCACAGCAAACAGGAACACAACGUCCACUCUAGGUUUAUUUGGAACAUCAGAAUGGCAGAGCCACAGUGGGCGGGUAAUAUGCCCGAGGAUGUGGACACAGACGACUGCAUGACUUCAUACACUCACAUUUACAGUCCAGAUUUACUCAAAGACCAAGUGGCGUUCAUAACUGGAGGAGGAUCUGGAAUUGGACUACGUGUAGCUGAAGUGCUCAUGAGGCACGGCUGUGACACAGUGAUUGCUAGCAGAAACCUGGAAAGGCUCACAGAGGCUGCUAAGAAGCUGACAGCAGCAACAGGGCGCCACUGUCUACCCCUGGCAACUGAUGUCCGCCAGCCACAGACCAUCUCUGCUGCAGUGGAUGAGACGCUGAAAGAGCUGGGCAGGAUUGAUAUUCUUAUUAAUAAUGCUGCUGGAAACUUCCUGUGCCCCGCAAGCUCCCUCUCCUUCAACGCCUUCAAGACAGUCCUGGAGAUAGACACCAUGGGAACAUUCAACACCAGCAAGGUGGUUUAUGAGAAGUGGUUCAAGGACCAUGGGGGAGCCAUUGUGAACAUCUCUGCCACCCUUGGCUACAGGGGUCAGGCUCUGCAGGUCCAUGCUGGUUCUGCCAAGGCAGCCAAUGAUGCCAUGACCAAGCACUUGGCGGUUGAGUGGGGACCCAGUGGGGUUAGGGUUAAUGCCCUGGCACCAGGUCCGAUUUCUGGAACGGAGGGCUUUCGUAGGCUGGGGGGCAACACAGCACAGGCUAUGGGUGCCUUUUCAUCCAUCCCACUGCAGCGUGCUGGCAACAAAACGGAGAUGGCCCACGGCGUGCUGUUCCUGGCCAGCCGCGCCUCCUCCUAUGUGACGGGCCACAUCAUGGUGGCGGACGGCGGGAGCUGGCUCACCUCGGCUAACGACGUGUCCAAGCUGCUGGGUAUAGCUUCCAAUCAAUCUGCUAAACUCUGACAAGGCUCCUUCCCCCGUCCCAGGCUAUUGGUCGGAUGAACUGAAAAGGGACAAGUAGAUGGUAAAGAUGAAGUGGCAUAUUUUAAAUAAACUGCUAAGUAUAAAGCAGUGGAUUGGUCAUUUAUGAUAACUGAAACUGGAAACCUACAUGUAUAAUAAUUGGACAAUAGUAGGUAAACACUAAAAUAUUAACUGAUAAUUAUUGACCCAAAAAUGCUUCUAAAAACCACAGCAAUGUAAUGUUAAAAACAGGAUGGUUGGGCCAAAUCAGGUUUCAAGUGUUGGAUACUUCAGUUUACACUACCUUUACAUUCAUAUUAUUCAGUAACUAUUUUGGUUUAAGAGUCAUUGUCCUGUGUCCUAAAGUUUGAUAAUUAAAAAAUAUUUUAUGACAUUUCAAAA